UCAAAAUAUGUGGGAGAAGGAAUGUCAGCCGCCGUCACGGGGCUUGCCCUGGGUGGCAUCAUCCUUGUACUCAGUGGCAUAUUACUGGACGGCGAUCUGACGCAGCAGUUGCUGACUUUCAAUCACUCCAACUUCUUUGUGUUUUUCUUGCCGCCCAUAAUAUUAUACGCCGGGCUGUCAGUCAGAAAAAAGGCAUUCUUUCGCAAUCUACCCACGAUAGCAAGCCUGGGAAUCUUGGGAACCUAUAUUGCUUUUGCAGUCAUCGCCGUCACUCUGUACGGCUUCUCAAAGUUCAUCAACAUAACACUCGCGGACUGUUUGGCUCUGGGGGCCAUAUUUGCCACCACGGACAGUGUGGCCGUGCUGCAAGUGCUUGAGCAAGACCGGGCGCCGCUCCUGUUCAACAUGGUCUUUGGGGAGGGCGUCAUCAAUGAUGCCACCACUGUCGCGCUGCUGCGCACUGUGCAGCGCCUGGGCGAGACACCACAGAUGAACGCGGCAACAGUGGGCAUCAUAUUCGGCAAAUUUCUGUACCUUUUUGCAGCAAGCCUGCUGCUGGGCCUAGUCUUUGGCCUCUUCUGUUCUCUGCUCCUCAAGAACUUCAACUUAGUCUUAUGGGCAGACUUCAACCUGUCCAUCACCAUGGCACCUGUAUCUACCAUGACAACAUGCCCCCAUGAAUUGCAGGCGGUGGGAAUAGUGGGAAUGGUGGCUUAUCUGAGCUACCUAGUGGGUGACUACACGGGGCUGAGCGGGAUAGUGUCGCUCUUCUGCUGCUCUGUCACAAUGAGCCACUAUGCACUGCACAACAUCACCAAGCAGCAGAGGGCGGCGGUCCUCAGCUUCUAUGAAACAAUCUCCUUCAUGUCGGAGGGCAGCAUCUUUGUGUACGUGGGUUUGGAUGCUCUUGAUCCUCUCAAAUGGAAGGUGAUGCAGAACACAUUUGUGGGGCCGGCGAUGGCGCUGUUUGGCAUCAUAAUGGUGCUGCUGCUGGUGAGCCGCGGGGUGUUUGUGUUCCCCAUUCUGGCCGCCCACAACUACUGGUCCAAGGAGAAGCUGCCUUUCCGCCAGAUCGUCGUUGCCUGGUGGGCGGGGGCGAUGCGCGGGGCGGUGUCAGUGGCGCUGGUGUACCUGUACUAUGACCCAGAUGGCACGACAGUGGACCAGAUGAAGUCAUCACUCAUCAGCAUGACGCUGACAGUCGUUUUAUUCUCCACCGUCGUC
Molecule: messenger RNA, 1224 nt
Organism: Coccomyxa subellipsoidea C-169
Lineage: Eukaryota; Viridiplantae; Chlorophyta; Trebouxiophyceae; Coccomyxaceae
Product: Sodium/hydrogen exchanger
Exons: 7
Biological process (GO): sodium ion transport; proton transmembrane transport; regulation of pH
Cellular component (GO): membrane
Molecular function (GO): sodium:proton antiporter activity
Source: RefSeq, a predicted model, not a curated record